Messenger RNA from Alternaria burnsii, 918 nucleotides. RefSeq lists its product as uncharacterized. Bases 1 to 918 code for a protein of 305 amino acids. The record is from RefSeq and is a predicted model, not a curated record. Lineage: Eukaryota; Fungi; Ascomycota; Dothideomycetes; Pleosporales; Pleosporaceae. The transcript is spliced from 2 exons.
AUGCCUAUGCCGACCGCUUCAAGGCCGAACGGAAGCUGCACCAAAAUUCCUGAACAUACGCCGCUGCCAGUGGAGACACCUCCGACCGAUACGAAGCGCGGUACAUGCCGGCUGCACUUCCUUGAGAGCGAAGAGCAAGACUCAUUAGACUACCCCAGGUACAAGAUUGCGAUUCAGUUCGAACUCUUUACCGCUGUUCGAUCAUGUCCGCUAUGCGAUGCCGAACUAAUCCAUUACGGCAUGAUCGCCCGCGUCGAGCAUCUUCUGGCCCAGGCUUGCAAGGCCGAGGGCAAUGUGACCGCCUUGAGAAAACGCUAUGAUUACGCGGACUUGAACUAUCUUGAACAACUCCUUCUGGACGGUCAUGUUAUUCCUGAAGCCAUACAUAUAUGGUAUACAUUCAAGCUCGACUGGGCUCAAGAGGACUUCGCGGCCCGAAGUAAGAUGCUAGGCAAGCAACUCGAUCCUCUUAUCGAUGAGCUACACGAACUUGAGUACGCCCUCCAGGAUCUAUUUGCAGACUUUCACGAAUUUGACGGAUUUUCAAACCAGGAGAUUGCUUCGGAAGUACAAAACGUGUUUGGGUCCACCGCUCUUUUGGACGAAGUCCUCGAAGAGCCGGAGGAAUGGAGUUGUUGUCAAGAUGAUACAGGGCUGAAGAUUGAAUGCGCCGAGAUACAAUCUAAUUGGUUGCACAGAACCAUUGAUUGGUUUCAACGCGGACUGAGCAGUCUUGGAGAUUCGGGUCGUGUAGAGCGGGAAGAAGACACGGCCGACGUGUAUACUGCGGUCAAGAAUACGUCUGAGGUGGUUCAUGAUCGGGCGGAAGUGGAGGAAUUUGCAGAUAGCGAAGGUGUGAUGGAUAGUGACUAUGGGGAUGAAGACGCGAUGGAUUUUGAUGUACUAGAUUCGCCUUAG